Molecule: messenger RNA, 343 nt
Organism: Hippocampus zosterae (dwarf seahorse)
Lineage: Eukaryota; Metazoa; Chordata; Actinopteri; Syngnathiformes; Syngnathidae
Gene: ost4
Product: oligosaccharyltransferase complex subunit 4 (non-catalytic)
Exons: 3
Coding region: 104-217 (37 amino acids)
Cellular component (GO): oligosaccharyltransferase complex
Source: RefSeq, a predicted model, not a curated record
GUGACGUGGCUUUCCUCUUAAACCGGAAGAGAUUCAAGUUCUCGUGUCCGAAGAGCUCCCAAAAUCGUCAUAUUUCUUCGAAGAAACCGCUAAAGGGAUAAUAAUGGUAACAGACGUGCAGUUGGCCAUCUUUGCGAACAUGCUUGGCGUGUCCCUGUUCCUGCUGGUGGUGCUGUACCACUACGUGGCCGUCAACAACCCCAAGAAGCAGGACUAAAAACAGUCGCACCCUGGGCAGAUGGGAAUCACCACCACCUCCCCUUCCCAGGAAACAACAAUUCCCCUCAAAUUUCCUGAGGAUUGUGCAAGAGUUACUUCUUUUUCAAUAAAAUAUGCAAAGAAA